Messenger RNA from Drosophila eugracilis, 2038 nucleotides. RefSeq lists its product as uncharacterized. NCBI's taxonomy places the organism in Eukaryota, Metazoa, Arthropoda, Insecta, Diptera, Drosophilidae. The transcript has 5 exons. The coding region runs from base 675 to 1796 and encodes 373 amino acids. The record is from RefSeq and is a predicted model, not a curated record.
UACAUUAUAUGUAUAUAAUGUAGAAAUAAUACCGUAUAAAAAGCCAUUUGUAGCAACAUGGGCCAGACUAGAAACACUAAAUUUGGGUCGUUGCAAAUUGCCAAUUGAACUGCCAGACUGUCCUGAGCUCAAACACUUAAAUAUAUAUAUUCCCAUAUGUUACGAAGAUUACGGCUACAAAUUCAUUCUCAAAAACGGUAGAAAUCUCGAAACAUUGUAUGAAGAAUUCGAACCACCAAUCAAUGCCGAUAGCUUCCUCGAACUACUUCGGGGCUGCCCAAAAUUGCGAAGUUUUUAUACAAAGAUGGAAUUUAUAAAACUCUAUUCGGGCUAUGUGUCUACUAUUUUGGAGAUUCUUAAGGAUAAUGGAGUUACCCAAGAGAAUCCAUCCGAAUUGGUUAUAUGUAGACGGAUUAAGUGGAAAUGGUUCCGGGGAUUACUUCUUCGGGCCCCUAAUGCCGGGUUGAUCGAUCUGUAUGAGGGUACUGACUAGCAUAUAAAAAUAAAUACUGUAAGCCCAAUUGAAGUGCAACGAUAUAAAUAAGUACAGAUAUUUUAAUCAUUCAACGGACACUUUUUCGGCAAAGAACGAGAAGGAAAAGACACGAAAAAAAUAAGGAUGGAUUUCAUCGCAGCUCUCAGUUCGCAUUUCGCUCUCGAGGGAAAAGCUUGGAAUGGAAGACGAACGGACGAUAACUGAUUUGCCGGUCGAAGUCCUCGAUCUGAUUUUCGCUUACUUAUAUCUACCAAAUAAAGUAGGCUUGGCCGCAGCUCAUGAAAAGCUGGGAAAAGCUUUUGCGUUUCACAGCCGGAAUCAGUUCAAAAAACUAACCUAUGACUAUAGGUUAAGAACUGAGUCUUGGUUGGUUGUUAUACGGGAAUGUGGACCGAAAAUUGAAGAAUUUGAUUGCUGUGGAGGUGGAUUGUGUUGGAACGACUCUAUAGCUCAGGCCAUUACAGAAUAUUGUUGCAAUCUUGAAUCAGUAAAAAUCUUGGUAACUACGAGAAACAGAGAAAGUGUUAACGAUUUCCUACUUAAAAUGAAAAACUCCCUGAUGUCUGUCAAAUUAAAACAGCAUGAAAGUAGCUCUGUAAUAACUUUAAACUCUGUAAUGGAACUGCCCAACUUAAAGAAAUUAGCAAUUAACGGCGAUCUUCAUGAAAACGUUUACAACAUAGGGAAACUGAGUGGCCUAGAGAGGCUGACAAUAGAAUACAAGUAUUAUUAUACAUACCCUACAAUUAACAUCAUCACUCUUUGUGACUCACUAUGCAAUCUUCGCGCCUUGAAAUUGAAGAGAAUAACAUUAACUCUACCAGAAGAGGCCCCUACUAGAAUCUGGUACAACUUGGAAUCCCUUAAGCUGUUUCAGUGUGUUUUCCCCACUGAAUUGCCCGACUGUCCUAAACUAAAAUAUUUGGACUUAUACUACAACAAAUGCACAGAUAAAGACCAAAUUCUGAAAUUUAUUGUCAAAAAUGGAAAAAAUAUUGACACGAUGUACGAAAAGUGCAGUCCAACAACAUUUGACGCCGAUGGACUUCUGCAACUGUUACGGAACUGCCCAAAAUUGCGGUUUUUAUUUACCCGGUUGGAAGAUAUAAAACUAUAUCUGGGCUAUGUUUCUUCAAUGGUGGAAAUUCUAAGGGAAAAUGGGGUAACGCGGGAGGAUCCAUUACAACUGGUUGUUUGUAGGCGUAUUAAGUGGAAAUGGAUUCGACGACUAAUUCCUCGAACUUCUUAUCCUGAGUUGAUCGAUUUAAGAUAUUUCAAUGACGGUGCUGACGGUUCUUAAUCAAAGUUAAAAAAUAGAUAUUUACAGUGAAUUUUUAAAAAUUGAGAUUGCAAAUAUGAAAGUAAGUCAUAAUACUUUUUUGAAAUUUAACCUUAUUUAAUUUGUAUUUUGUAAGUAAAUAAAUUGAUCUAUAAAUCUGAUAAAGAACAUGUUGUUUUUGGAAAUGCUUUCGUGAAUUAUAGAAGCAAGAAAUCUUAUAAUUAUUUGAAUAUUUAUGAUGAAAUACAUUGUAAAUUGUUUUG